Molecule: messenger RNA, 858 nt
Organism: Lottia gigantea (owl limpet)
Lineage: Eukaryota; Metazoa; Mollusca; Gastropoda; Lottiidae
Exons: 3
Coding region: 1-858 (285 amino acids)
Source: RefSeq, a predicted model, not a curated record
AUGUCUGGUGCACUCCACGAAAUGCUCGGCGUACCUGUGCAGUUUGAGGUCCCUCAGAUAGGAGAAAUGCAACAACCUUAUCAUGUAGCGCUUGGUGGUGGACUCUCAACUGCGCUGGGCUUGCUACUGUCACAGCCUCACUCUCGACAGCAUGCCUGGUCAGCAAAAGAUUGCCCUAAACCUCACUGUGUCCCUGACCCAAUACCUGCUGCCCAAAAACCAAAACCAGCAGUAGGCAAAACAAGCUCUCAAACGUACGCUGAUAAAGUCAGGGGGGGCAACACCAGUCUCUCUGAAAUAGCCAUAGAGAGCCCUAAGGAAUUCCAUACCAAACCAGAUCCAAAACCCAAGUCAAAUCUAAUUGAAAGUCUCGGCAUCGGAGACAGAACUGAAGCUCUGAUGGCCGAAAUUCAACAAAUAAGAAAUGAGUACGAGGAACAAAACAUUGCCGAACCAGAAAGGGCAACCUCUACUCCCGUCCGAGACAUCGAUAUUGAGCUCCCCCCAGGUUGGGACGAGCUCAACAUCGACGACUAUGAUCGAAGCAGAGAGGAGAUUGAUCUUCGAACCGCAGCAGAAAGUCUACAAAGAUCAAUUAACCGGGCGUCAGAAACCCUAAACCAAUCCACCAAUACCACCUUCAAAACCCCGGCAAAAACCUCCACUAAACGUCCAAUAACAAGCCCUUUCGAAGACAAUCAAGAAAAGAAAAACCGAAUAGAAGACCCUAGAAAGACUAACCAGAGAUCUAUCUCACGAGAUAGAACUGUGGGUAGUCGGGACUCAAGGGUCAGCAGAUGCGUUGCCGGUAAAGUUCAGAAAGACCGGCAGAGAUCAUCAUCACACAACAGAAAAUAA